GCCAUCGGUCAGGUUUCGCAAGUACCAAGUCUUUGCUGUCGUUUCAUUCUGGUCCUACUAUCUAUACAANNGGGUAACCCUCACGGCCCACCGUACAUUCGUCGCAUCUCCAAACUCCUAUCUUCCCGCCUGACAGCCUGGCACACGGUUGUCUUGACUCUGAUAUAUCUAUACAUCACCCGAAACUUUAGCAAGCUCGUAGGCCUCGAGUGCCCGGAACCGCUUGCAAACCUCUACACACGAUCGUACUUCCGGGCGACAUGGGUCACAACAGCGUUGGAUGCUGGCUUUUGGACGGCCAUGAAUCUACGUCCUGUAUGGCUGAAGGACUUGGCCAGUCUUGUCUUUUCGGUCUACUACCUCAUCUGUGCCGAGCAAGCAGAUGAAAAGGUACGCAGAGUAAGAGCUGGCUUGACAUUGGAGCACUUGAGAGUCAGCUGGAACAAGCCCAAUACACCAUACAUCAACUUCUUCGGCAAGCUGAUGCGUCCGAAAUUGAUGCGCUAUCCGCCACGCGCCAUUCGCAUACCCAGACCUAGACAAAGCAGUUAUGACGAGCCUAUUCAGGCUUGGCUAUACUUUGACGGUCCUAUCAGUGAUCUCAAGAAUCAUGACAAGAUCGUGCUCGACAUCCCGGGCGGUGGAUUCGUUGCAAUGGACCCAAGAGCACAUGAUGACAAACUGUUAGCCUGGGGAGCAAGAACAGGCUUGCCUGUGUUAGCGUUGGACUACAAAAAAGCCCCUGAAUAUCCUUACCCUUACGCCCUGAACGAGUGUUACGACACAUAUCACACCCUGGUUACGACCAAAGGACAAUGCAUAGGUCUUUCUGGAGAGAUCAUGCCUAAGAUUGUCGUCAGUGGAGAUAGCGCAGGCGGCAAUCUUGCUGUUGGUCUUAUCCUCAUGAUCCUACAGUCCGGAAGUACUGCAACCCGACGCUGGCAAGGCGAGACAUCGCUUCCCGUACCCGAAGGCGCAGUCCUUGUCUAUCCAGCUCUCGACAUGAACAUUGGCAACUGGAUGACAGACGAACAAAUGUCUCUGAUCAAAGACCGCAAGAUGCGCAAGACCAACAGAGGCGUUCUAAGCAGAAAGAGUGACGACUACAGGAAACUAACACCAAACACUCCACAUGGUUCCGAAGAUGAAGAGGACGAUGUCAGUCCGCCAAAGACGAAGCGAACGAACACGGCAGUACAGCAGUUGACUGACAAACCCAUCGUCGCCUCACCUACGGAGGCCCACACUAGUGCUGCUCAUACCAUCGAUGCUGCACCCACAGCACCUGUACCUCAAAUGCUGCGUACUCGGCUCGCAAUGUCAUCCAUGAUAUCCUACUUCAACGACCGCGUCCUGACACCCGAAAUGAUGCGCGCCAUGAUCAUCUUAUACAUCGGUCCCCACUCACGCCCAGACUUUUCAACAGACUAUCUCCUCUCCCCACUCCUCGCACCCGAAGCCCUCCUCACCCGCUUCCCAAAAACCUACAUGAUGACCGGCGAGCGCGAUCCCCUCGUCGACGACACGGUCAUCUUCGCAGGCCGCCUAAAGCAAGCCAAACUCGCUCACUGGAACAACCGCAAAGAAUUGGGUUUGGUGCGCGAAAGAGACGUCUUUGUGGAUACAGAUCAUGUCAAUGUGGUUUUGAUCCCUGGCAUCUCGCAUGGCUUUUUGCAGUUUGCGGGUAUUUUUCCAGCGGGCUGGAAAUACAUCUCGAGAUGCUCACGCUGGAUGGCGGAUCUGUUCCGGGAGGCUGACUUGCGUGCCGGACUAGACGAGGAAGGGGAAGAGACAGAUUACUUUGGCAAUGAAGCUGGAUCGGGAAUCAAGAAGAGCAAUGGGAUUAGACAUCAUCGCCGUAUGCCUACUGAAUCUUCAGGUGAUGAGGAUAGGCCACUUGAGAUGAGUACUCUGAAUGGUGGUGCUCGGACAAGCCCGAAAAAGAAGGGUAGUCCAAGAGGUGGCGGUCGAGCUGUAAGGGGAGCCAGAAAUGAGCGACCUAGGAAUCAAAGGAUGAAGAGUCUGGUCAGCUUGGCUAGUGAAGAUGAUCUGUUGGGUAGAAGGAUGAAGGGCUUGACUGGUAACCUGAUGGGUGAUGGAGGUAUGCCUCAGACUCCAUAG
Molecule: messenger RNA, 2121 nt
Organism: Aureobasidium vineae
Lineage: Eukaryota; Fungi; Ascomycota; Dothideomycetes; Dothideales; Saccotheciaceae
Source: the annotation of a GenBank genome assembly